AUUAGUUCCUUGAUCGUCCUGUGACCCUAGCACUUUGGUUAAGCCUUCUGUCCUGUGCAAUUAAGGUAGUGAGACCCGACGCAUGGGGAGCUCGGGGGAGUGACAAGCCAGAUGGCUAGGCAUUAUUUUGGACUUAGAUUUUUGUAGUUAGGCCAUGGCUCUGAAACGGCGUGGGCGCACGAGGGGUAGCCGUAAGGAUCAGGGCACUCCUCCGAUCCCAGUUGCUAGUCCACCUACCCAAGCUGCUCCGCAGGAGGGAAGGACGAGCAAUCCUCAAUUGGCCACCUUUGUUCAAGAACUUAUGGCGGAGAUAAGACACCAAGUAUCUCCUGCCACAAGUGUGCCACCUCCAUCCCCGGUGGUCUCCACUCCUACGGCCCCUGCUCCAAUUUCCCCUGUUCCUAUCUCUUCUGCUCCUGCUGUGGGAUCGUGGAUCACCGAGGUGGAGCGGGGAUUCCGCCUACUGCAGGUUUUUGAUGACCUUAAGGUCAACGUAAGCAGUUAUAUGCUUACUGGGAAAGCAUUAACUUGGUGGGAGAGUUAUCUGAAGCUACACCAAGGAGAGCCCGAAUUGAGCACCUGGGAUGGUUUCAAAAAGGUAUUCAUGCAAGAGUACAUACCGAAUAGCAAAAGGCGGGAACUGCAAAGGGAAUUUGCAGAUUUAAAGCAAGGGUCAGGUACUAUUAAACAGUACAAGGAGGAGUUUGACCGCUAUCUGCCUUUUGUGGGUAGCCAAGUUGGCGAUGAGCAAGCCAAGGCCGACAAAUUUCUGUGGGGCUUGAAUUUCGAUAUUUAUUUGGCGGUAAACCAAUUUAAACCCACCACUUAUCGGGAGGCAGCGGACAGAGCCAUAGACCAGGAGAAGGCUAUGGCUAGGGUCAAGUCCUCAGAACAGCACGGUGUUGGGUCAUCCCUGGGGAAGAGAAAAUUUGAUAGGAGCCGUAGGCCCUUUGUCCUUGCACCGCCUAAGCCUGAUGUCAGCAAGGGUUUUAAAGGCGCAGGAGCCACCCAGACUGGGGGCCAGGCAUCCACGGCCCAACGUGCUCGCCCUACUCCACCUAGUUGGCACUUUUGUGGGAAGGUUGGGCACACCCAUGAUCAGUGCUACUUUGUUACUGAAGCUUGCUUCAAAUGUGGCAAGCAAGGACAUCAGAUUGCAAAUGCAAGAGUUCACGUGAUGACCCAUCAGGAAGCUGCGGCUACUGACGUAAUCACGGGUACUUUGCCUGUCAACUCUGAUUUUGCACAUGUUUUAUUUGAUUUGGGUGCAUCGCACUCCUUUAUUGCUCGAUCUUAUGUUUUGAAACGAGCUUUGCCUGUUGAUACCUCUGAUUGUGAACUGCAUGUGGACACCCCUUUAGGAGGGGUGAUGACUACUAGAGAUGUGUGUAGAACUGUGAAUAUUUAUAUUGAUGAUAGACAGUUGGGUGUUAGCCUGUUUGUUUUAGAUCUUUCUGAUUUUGAUAUCAUUUUGGGGAUGGAUUGGUUGUCAAAACAUUUUGCCUCUAUAGAUUGCCAACGGAAAUGGGCUCGGAAAUAUCUUGUAAAUGGUUGCCAGGGUUUCCUAGUCUCCGUUACUGAUGCUAGUAGUGUGACAUCGAGACUAGAAGACAUACCGGUGGUGCGUGAGUUUCCAGAUGUACUUCCGGAGGAUCUCCCAGGUUUACCUCCGGAUAGAGAGGUUGAAUUUGCUAUUGACCUUGUUCCUGGCACCGGACCUAUUCCCAAAACACCAUACCGUAUGGCUCCUGCAAAAUUAAAGGAAUUAAAGAUUCAGCUGGGGGAACUCCUUGAGAAAGGGUUUAUACGCUCGAGUGUGUCACCUUGGGGAGCUCCAAUGUUGUUUGUUAAGAAGAAAGAUGGGAGCAUGAGACUAUGCAUUGAUUACCGGGAACUAAAUAAGGUGACUGUGAAGAACCGGUAUCCCCUUCCUAGAAUUGAUGACUUGUUUGAUCAGCUCAAGGGUGCCCAGGUGUUUUCUAAGAUUGAUCUCCGAUCUGGUUACCACCCGUUGAAGAUUAAACCCGAUGAUGUGUCGAAGACUGCCUUUUGCACCCGUUAUGGUCAUUAUGAAUUCCUAGUUAUGCCUUUUGGCUUAACAAAUGCCCUUGCCAGAUUUAUGGAGUUGAUGAAUCGGGUAUUUAGCCAGUACCUAGACAAGUUUGUGGUUGUCUUUAUUGACGACAUUUUGGUCUAUUCUUCUAGCCAUGCUUUUCAUGAAAAACACUUAAGGACAGUCCUCGAGACAUUGAGAAGUGAGAGGCUGUUUGCUAAAUUUAAGAAGUGUGAAUUUUGGCUAGACAAUGUUGCAUUCCUAGGUCACGUUGUGACUAAGGAUGGAAUCUCUGUUGACCCCCAGAAAAUUGAGGCCAUGAUGAAUUGGAAAAGGCCGAAUAGUAUCGUAGAAAUCCGUAGUUUUCUGGGAUUGGUUGGUUAUUACCGCAGAUUUGUGGGGGAUUUUUUUAGAAUUGCUUUGCCAAUGACUCGUCUUAUCAGGAAAGACACCAAGUUUGAGUGGACUCUAGAGUGUGAGAAGAGCUUUUUGACCCUUAAGGAGAAGUUGGUCACUGCUCUUGUACUUGCAUCCCAAUCAAUGGGGAAGGAUUCACCAUAUAUAGUGAUGCCUCUAAAAGGCUGUGAUAUUUGCACUCAAGAUCUGGAGGAAUUAUUAUACGGUGAGACUUGUGAGAUUUUCACCGAUCACAAGAGCCUUAAGUAUAUUUUCACUCAAAAGGAGCUUAAUAUGAGGCAGAGGCGAUGGCUUGAACUUUUAAAUGACUACGAAUUGACCAUUAGCUACCAUCCGGGCAAAGCUAACAAAGUAGCAGAUGCGUUGAGUAGGAAGUCCUCUAGCACUGCCUCUAGCGUCCUUGCCACUCAGAAGGAGUUACUUGAGGAUCUUGUGAAACUGGAUGUGGAGUUGAGAGUGGACAGUACUACAGCUUAUCUAGCUGUUCUUAGUGCACAGCCAACAUUAAUAGAUAGAAUUAAACUUGCCCAGCAGAAAGAUCCUUUCUUGCAGAGGAUGAAGGAAAAAGUAAAAGCCGGGGAACCCCACAUGCAAGAAUUCAGAAUUUCUAAUGAUGAGAUUCUGUGGUUUGGUGACAAGCUGUGUGUACCAAGAGAUCAUGCUUUAAGGCGUGAGAUUAUGGGAGAUGCCCAUUAUACUAGCUAUACAAUUCACCCAGGUAGCACUAAGAUGUAUCGUGAUUUGCGUGGUACAUUUUGGUGGCGGAACAUGAAGAGGGAGAUAGCUAGAUUUGUCUCACAAUGCCUGACUUGCCAGAAAGUCAAGGUUGAACACCAGAGACUUCUUGGGAAACUGCAGCCUUUACCUAUUCCCCAGUGGAAGUGGGAGAACAUCACCAUGGACUUUGUGACGGGCUUACCACGAACCUUGAAAGGUAAUGAUUCCAUCUGGGUCAUCGUUGAUCGAUUGACCAAAUCAGCUCACUUCUUACCUUACCGGAUUGGCACCUCCAUUGAGAAACUUACCAAUAUGUACAUGAAUGAGAUAGUCAAACUGCAUGGAGUCCCUGUGUCUAUUGUGUCAGAUAGAGAUACCAGAUUUUUAUCUCAUUUCUGGACAAGCUUGCAACAGGCACUUGGUACUCAAUUAAAUUUCAGCACGGCCUUUCAUCCUCAAACUGAUGGGCAAUCUGAGAGAACUAUUCAGAUACUUGAGGACAUGUUAAGGGCUUGUGUUUUAGAUUGGAAGGGUUCGUGGGAUCAACACUUAUCCAUGGCUGAAUUUGCAUAUAAUAAUAGUUAUCAAUCCAGCAUCCGCAUGGCGCCAUUUGAGGCUUUGUAUGGUCGAAGGCAAAAAAGCUAUGCAGAUAGAAGGAGACGAGACCUUGAGUUUGAAGUUGGUGACCAUGUAUUUUUGAAGGUGUCACCCAUUCGAGGUGUCCUUAGGUUUGGCAUCCAGGGAAAAUUGAGUCCGAGGUAUAUUGGACCAUAUCCUAUCUUGGAAAGGAUUGGCGAGGUAGCUUAUAGAUUGGAGUUGCUUGGAAAUUUAGCGGGUGUUCAUGAUGUGUUUCACGUGUCCUUACUUCGGAAGUAUGUUCCCGACCUGAGUCACAUCAUUAAUCUUGAACCAAUUCAACUGCGGGAUGAUCUCACUUAUGACGAGCACCCAAUCCGUAUUUUAGAUUUCAAGGAGAGGAUAAUGCGGAAAAGGACCAUUCGUUUUGUUAAGGUCCUCUGGGAUAACCAUUCGGAUGAAGAAGCUACUUGGGAGUUGGAAUCCAAGAUGAGGCAGGAACAUCCACACCUCUUCCAAGAUUGAGGUAAGUAAAUUUAUGGUAAUACCCGUACAGUUUUUAAAAGCAUGUUUUGAUUUGUUUUUGAAGUUGUAGCGGGACUAAAUCCGUUUUAUACAAAAGUAAGUAUGACUGAUUUGAAGUGAAAUUUUUAUACUUUUCAUUAAAUUUGAGCAUGCCUACUUAAAAUUUAAUUGAUUGUCCUGAUGAUUUGAAAGUGAUUGGUGAAUUAUGAUUUUUCUGUUAACUUCUGCCUGUUUUGUCUCCGAUGUGGUCAUGUUAUUAGUGACCCUGCUAGUGGGGGUUAAACGCUAGCACAUGUCGACAUGUUAGUGAUAGAAUCGGUUCAUUCGAGUGACCCUGCUAGUGGGGGUUAUACACCAGCAAAUAGUGCGUCUGCCAAUGGGCGAAUACAUUGGUAAUUACUGACGCCUGCCAGUGGGUGGUUUAUAACACUGGCCAUGACCUAUAGAGGAGACGUCUAUUUCGUUCCCGUACAGUAUCCGUUUUUCGUGAUUGCACACGUUGGCAUGCUGUAGUGAGACCCGACGCAUGGGGAGCCCGGGAGAGUGACGAGCCAGACGGCUAAGCAUUAUUUUGGACUUAGAUUUUUGUAGUUAGGCCGUUAGUCACUCAUGUUCGACUUAAAAAUUUUUGUGUACAGAACUUCCUUAGUUUUAGUCAUGAUCAUAUAUAUGAAGUUAUAAAUUUUGUACAUCUUG
Rubroshorea leprosula is the source of this 4984-nucleotide messenger RNA. NCBI's taxonomy places the organism in Eukaryota, Viridiplantae, Streptophyta, Magnoliopsida, Malvales, Dipterocarpaceae. The record is from the annotation of a GenBank genome assembly.